Pelobates fuscus (common spadefoot toad) is the source of this 3608-nucleotide messenger RNA. It is a transcript of the gene JMY, whose product is annotated as junction mediating and regulatory protein, p53 cofactor. Gene Ontology annotation, biological process: 'de novo' actin filament nucleation; Arp2/3 complex-mediated actin nucleation; positive regulation of apoptotic process. The transcript has 11 exons. Gene Ontology annotation, cellular component: nucleus; cytoplasm. Gene Ontology annotation, molecular function: transcription coactivator activity; actin binding; Arp2/3 complex binding. The coding region runs from base 13 to 2775 and encodes 920 amino acids. The record is from RefSeq and is a predicted model, not a curated record. NCBI's taxonomy places the organism in Eukaryota, Metazoa, Chordata, Amphibia, Anura, Pelobatidae.
CGGACUCGCAGCAUGGCGGACUCCCUGGAGGACUCGCUGGAGGCGGACUGGGUGGCCGUGCGGCCUAACGUGUUCGAGGAGAAGGAGCGGCGGAAAUUCGUCUUCAUCGUGGCCUGGAACGAGGUGGAGGGCAAGUUCGCCAUCACCUGCCACAACCGCACCGCGCAGCGCCAGCGGAGCGCAGAGCAAGGGGCCCCGCGGAGCCCGGCCAGGGGCCACAGCAAGGAGACCACUCAGAGCCCCAGCAAGGAACCCAGGCAGUCCAGGAGUCCCAGCAAAGAUGGGGGGCCCCACCAGGCCCCCAGGGACAAGGCUGGCCCCCACCAGGCCCCCAGGGACAAGGCUGGCCCCCACCAGGCCCCCAGGGACAAGGCUGGCCCCCACCAGGCCCCCAGGGACAAGGCUGGCCCCCACCAGGCCCCCAGGGACAAGGCUGGCCCCCACCAGGCCCCCAGGGACAAGGCUGGCCCCCACCAGGCCCCCAGGGACAAGGCUGGUGGCCGUAGCCCCUCGCGGGAGGAGUCAGCCGAGGAGGAAUGCAGCUGGGCCGGCCUCUUCUCGUUCCAGGACCUGCGCGCGGUGCACCAGCAGCUGAGCUCGGUGAGCGCGGAGCUUGGGCCCCAUCUCCCCACCUUCCCCGAGGAGCCGUCUGGCAUGUGGUCCGUGCUGUUUGGGGCCCCUGAGAUGAGUGAAGAAGAGGUGGAGAUGCUCUGUGGCCAACUGCAGCUCUACCUGGGCCAUGCCCUAGACACCUGCGGCUGGAAGAUCCUCUCCCAGGUCCUGUUCACGGAGAGUGACGACCCUGACGAGUACUACGAAAGCCUGAGUGAGCUUCGGCAUAAAGGCUACGAGGAGGUCCUGCACAGGGCCCGGCGGAGGUUACAAGAGCUUCUGGAAAAGCACAAAACCAGUGAGAACGUGGUGGAGCUCCUGGAGCUGUACGAGAUGGAGGAUGAAGCUUACAGCAAUGUGGUGGAAGCCACCACCGAACUCUACCAAUACCUGCUUCAACCUUUCAGAGAUAUGCGAGAGCUAGCAAUGCUCAGGAGGCAGCAGAUUAAGAUCUCCAUAGAAAACGACUACUUAGGUCCCAGACGCAUCGAGAGCCUUACAAAGGAAGAUGCUGAUUGGCAGAGAAAAGCUCAUAUGGCGGUGCUCUCUAUUCAAGAUCUAACCGUUAAAUACUUUGAAAUAACUGCUAAGGCACAGAAAGCUGUCUUUGAUCGGAUGCGAACAGACCAGAAGAAAUUUGGAAAGGGCGUCUGGGCGUCUGCUGUGGAGCGCAUGGAGAAGCUUCAAUAUGGCGUCUCUAAAGAAACGCUGCAGCUAAUGCGAGCAAAAGAAAUCUGUUUAGAGCAAAAGAAACACGCACUGAAGGAAGAGAUGCAGAGCUUACAGGGUGGAACGGAAGCCAUCCAAGUCUUGGACCAGCUGGAGUCUGACUACUAUGGCCACCAGCUCCAGCUGUACGAAGUGCAGUUUGAAAUCCUAAAAUGUGAGGAGCUGCUUCUAACAGCGCAGCUGGAAAGCAUCAGAAGACAGAUAUCAGAAAAAACAGAUGAAGUGGUUUAUUAUGAUACAUAUGAGAGUAUGGAGGCGAUGCUCGAGACGGAAGACAUGGCCUCCUCUAUUCAUUUACAGAGGGAAGAAUUGCGGAAACGGCAGCUGAAAGUCCGCCAGCUGGAAGCAAAGCGCGGCCGCAUUUCCGCUAAGAAAGCCUACCUCAGGAACAAAAAGGAAAUUUGCAUUGCAAAACACGAUGAGAAAGUCCAGCAGCGUUUUCCUGGUGACGGAGAAUCUGUCCAACAUGCUGUGCAAUUAAGCAAAGACCAGCAACAAGAUGAAGAUGAGCGAAAAAGCAUUUGCUUUACUGAGGAGCGGCAAAAAACAUUGGACAGACUCCGGACCUUUAAACAGCGCCAUCCUGGGCAAGUGAUACUUAAAUCAACAAGACUGCGCUUGACCCACAGCAGAAGAAACACCUCUGCGCGCAUUACGCCCUGCCUGGACGAGCCGCAGUCCUUCUCUGUUAGUAUUCAGACUCAAGUCAUAUCUGAUGUGGAAGGCCCAGAAGUUCUCCAGCCUACAGAGACCAAAAAGCCGGAGGGUUUAAUACAACUUGAAGAUAAUUCAUUACCUCCUCAACUCAUUACCUCUGAACUGCCUCAGAUGACGUCUCUGCCGUCUUUUUCCCAUGAAAAGCUUGAAAUAGAUACUGUGCAGCCACAUUCCCUCCCUGUGAUCUCUCCUCCCCCUGCGCCACCGCUACCUCCUCCUCCACCUCUGAAAGAGGAGACUGCUCCUCUAGAUAUAAGAGUCAUUCAUGUAAAAAAAGAAACAGAUGAAUCUGCCGCCCUAAAGUCUGCAAAUGUCCCGUUAUCUCAGUUAUUUGACAGCAAUCAGCUUCUGAGUGCCAGAAAAAAGCUUAAAAAAACUGGAGCGCUAGAGGACAUGCAGAAACGGCGAGUGAGUUCACCAAUGGAUGAAGUAUUAGCUUCCCUGAAACGCGGUACUUUUCAUCUGAAAAAGGUGGAGCAAAGAACUUUAGCCCCGUCCCCAGAUGAGGAUGACAGCAAUAACAUUUUGGCCCAAAUUAGGAAAGGAGUUAAGCUGAAAAAGGUGGAGAAGGAUGCACUACGAGAGUCUUUCACACUCUUGCCUGAUGCUGACCCAUUGACUCGCAGUAUACAUGAAGCACUCAGGCGGAUUAAGGAAGCAUCGCCUGAGUCCGAAGAUGAAGAGGACAGUUUGCCUUGCACUGACUGGGAGAACUAGCAGGUGCAUCAUUCAAACCAUGGGGGCCGGACCAAUUCUAAAGAAACCAAGGCUUUCUUUCUGCAUGAUGAAGGAAAAACCUUACAAAUCAAGGAGGUCCCUCAGCCUCCUUCACAUUCAAUGCAUCAACAUGCAUUGGUUUUAUUUUUAUUAUUAUUUUUAAAUAUAAUCACUGAGGGAGAAUACUAAAUUUAACAUUGGAUUUUAUCAGUUGAAUGAUUUUAGUUUUUUUUUUCUUUAAACAUUACAAAAACUUUACUAAUUAGUUUACUUUUAAAGUUGGAGUUUACGAAAGACCACAUUCGUUACCAUAUGCACUGAAUCAAUCCAUUCAGCUUGAAGAAAAAUGAAAGAAAAAAAAGAACUCUGAAAGUUUGUAUCAGACUCACCGGUCAUUUUCCAGCAUACCAGAUCUGGUAACGUAUGACACACACAAGUAGAUCAUGAAUUGUUCACAAACAGGGAUUCAAGGGAAUGCAGCGAAAUACAUCUUCGAGGAUAAAACCCAGAAUGCGCUAUAAUAACAAGAACGGGAUUAUAUCGUCACGUCUUCUUGGAACCAACUGGGUUAACAUCCAUUUGCUCGAUCCCAGGCCAGUGAGGCCUUUUUUAUAUUCUCUCUAAUAGACUAGCUGUAAUUGCUCGCAGUCACUGUGUCCGCAGUGACUGACUCCAUGCCAUGUAAUAAGGAGCAAGUAGCCUGGCAUUUAACAAUUUCCUAUUGUAUAUUUAUACACUUUAUUUUGUGUUUUUUGCUUUUCUUGUUUUAAUUAUAUGCAAUUUUCACGAACUGCAGGUUUUCUGAAGGGAACUGUAAUUAUUAUUAUUUAUAC